Messenger RNA from Strigops habroptila (Kakapo), 2191 nucleotides. It is a transcript of the gene GPNMB, whose product is annotated as glycoprotein nmb. Lineage: Eukaryota; Metazoa; Chordata; Aves; Psittaciformes; Psittacidae. The record is from RefSeq and is a predicted model, not a curated record. Gene Ontology annotation, molecular function: integrin binding. Gene Ontology annotation, biological process: cell adhesion. The transcript is spliced from 11 exons. The coding region runs from base 113 to 1861 and encodes 582 amino acids.
CAGAGCGGCGGAGAAACUUCAUUCUCACUUCUCAGUGGGGACCGGAGGAAUUACCGUGUGCAGGCACCGGGCACUCUCUGCUCCCCUGAGCCAACGCAGGGUCUCCAGCACCAUGAUCGGUGCUCGCUGCCACCUCGGAUUCAUGCUCCUGGCCGAAGCGGUGCUGUGUGCUGCUGCCACACGGUUUCAAGAUGUGCUGAGCCAGGGAAGUACUUCUCCUGUCACAUCCUACAGGAAGCUACAAGGCUGGUCUAGUGAUCAAAAUAAAUGGAAUGAAAAGCUUUAUCCUUUCUGGGAAGAAGGAGAUCCCAGAUGGAAGGACUGCUGGAAAGGAGGAAGGGUGACAGUCAAAUUGGACACUGACAGCCCAGCACUGGUAGGAUCCAACGUGACCUUUGCUGUGACUCUCCAGUUUCCCAAGUGCCAGAAGGAAGAUAAUGAUGGCAACAUAGUAUAUGAGAGAAACUGUACCCAGGAUUUUCCAGUUUCCCAGGAUCAGCAAGUCUACGUCUACAACUGGACUGAAUGGAUUGACAACUGUGGCUGGGAAAACUGCACAAGCAACUACAGCCAUAAUGUAUUCCCAGAUGGGAGACCUUUCCCUCAUUAUCCUGGCUGGAGGAGAAGGAACUUUGUCUACGUGUUUCACACAUUUGGUCAGUACUAUCAAAGAACCGGACGAUCUUCAGCAGUGUUUUCAGUCAACACAGCAAAUAUCACUCUUGGAAAACAUGUGAUGGCAGUAUCCAUUUACAGGAGAGGGCAUUCAUCAUAUGUUCCAAUUGCAAGAGCAAGUGCCAUUUAUGUUGUAACAGACAAAAUUCCAGUAUUUGUGAGUAUGUUCCAAAAACAUGACCGCAACAUCUCAGACUCCAUUUUUAUCAAAGACUCGCCAAUCACAUUUGAUGUGAAGAUCCACGAUCCCAGCUACUAUCUUAAUAAUUCUGCCAUCUCUUACAAGUGGAACUUUGGGGAUGGAAGUGGCUUAUUUGUAGCCAGCAGUCCUGUGGUGUCUCACACCUAUACUCUGCAAGGAAACUUCACUCCAAAUUUAACUGUCCAAGCCAUCAUACCUGUACCUUGUAAGCCAGUGACACCCACUGCACCACUGCCCACCUCAGCAGAAUACUCCUAUGAACAACUUGUUCUAAAGCCAUGCAUCUAUUCUUUCUCCUUCAACUCUACAGUAAUGACUGGAGCAUCUUCUAAUGCAGACUAUUCUAUCACUGUUGAGUCAGUGGAAGAUAUACCAGAUGAAGGUUGCCAUAUUUACAGAAAUGGAUACUACAGAAAUGGUAUCUCUGUCGUAGAGGGAAUCCUUGAGGUAAAUAUUAUACAGAUGAUGAGCAUCCAGAUGACAGAAAGUCAAGCUGAAAACUCACUGGUUGACUUUGUUGUUACCUGCCAAGGGAGUCUCCCCACAGAUGUCUGCACAGUAGUUUCUGACCCCACAUGUCAGGUGUCCAAGUCUGUGCUAUGCGACCCCGUCACCAUCACUGAUGAAUGCUUACUCACCAUCAGAAGAGCUUUUGAGGAACCUGGAACAUACUGUAUAAACAUCACCUUGGGGGAUGACACAAGUCAAGCCCUUGCCAGUGCGCUGAUUUCUGUAAAUGGAGGAUCAUCACCAGGAAAAACAGAAGGCGUCUUUAUCUUCCUCGGUGUGUUGGCAGUAUUGGCUGCCAUUGGGGCUUUUGUCCUUUACAAGAGGUACAAGCAAUACAAGCCUAUUGAGAGAAGCACAGGACAAGCAGAGAACCACGAGGGACUAACUGCUUACUUGAGCAAUUUCAAAGCAAUUUUCUUCCCUAGUAACACUGAGAAAAAUCCUCUGUUGAAAAGCAAACCAGGCAUUGUUUAAACCUUUAGUCCAACACUGCUUAGAUUCCGUAUAGAACUCAUAUCUGAACUGUACUUUGAUGGGUUUUUCUUAUUGUUAAAAACCAGGGGUAAGGUGAAAGCACAUAUAGAUGGAGUGUUAACUUUCGGGGGCUUGGUGCCAUUAGAAAUACUAAAAUAGUCCUUUGUAGAAAACAAGGAGAUAGUUUUGAGCACUUGCUGUUCUUGCUUGUGAUCUAGGAUAUACUGUUCUGAAUAACCAACACCCUCACCCUUCACCCUUUAUCUGGGUUUUCUUAUUUCUAGGUUAAUUAGCUGCAAAAGCAAUCAGAUCCAUAAUCUGGAGGUGGGG